Messenger RNA from Cryptomeria japonica (Japanese cedar), 2575 nucleotides. RefSeq names its product sugar transporter ERD6-like 6. The coding region runs from base 651 to 2132 and encodes 493 amino acids. Gene Ontology annotation, cellular component: membrane. The record is from RefSeq and is a predicted model, not a curated record. Gene Ontology annotation, biological process: transmembrane transport; carbohydrate transport. NCBI's taxonomy places the organism in Eukaryota, Viridiplantae, Streptophyta, Pinopsida, Cupressales, Cupressaceae. Gene Ontology annotation, molecular function: sugar transmembrane transporter activity. The transcript has 18 exons.
UUGAUUUUGUCUACACGCGCGAAUAAAAUGUCAUCCAAUGAAAGUGCACGAUUUUGUUUAAUUGCACAAUCAUGGCCACCUUGUUUCCAGUUGGUUUCGCUCCACUAUAGUCCUCUUGAAGAAAUGGACAGAUAUUUGUCGGAAGAAUCUUUUAAGACAGAAUUUUAGGGACCUGUUAGUAGCAAAGAUCUGAUACAUUUUGUGCAUAUUUAUAUAACACCUGGGCACCCCCAUUGUUAUGAUUAUAUCUUCCUUGGGUGCACUUCUAAUCUUCGAUUGCUUAUGUGGGCAUCACUCAAUUUUGUUAUAGAGGUUCACUCAUCAUCUGAGUGUCUGUAGAUUCAAUCUUCAUUAGGCAAGCUUUCAGCUUUUUGCAAUAUCUGAGUUCGAUUUUAAGGAUUCGUUACUUAUCUGGCAUCUCUAAAUUCUGUUUCGGAGAUUCACUAAGUAUUUAUGUAUCUCAAAAAUCUGCUUUAGAUGUUCAUUCCUGGAAUCCCUGGAUUAUACAGGCUUAGGAGAAAUUGGGAUUUGAAUAUUAAGUAUUGACAUUAAGCUUGGGAUUUUAGUAUAAGUAGUGACAUUAGGACCGAGUUCGGGUUUUGUAGAAUUUUGUGUAUGAAAGCAUCUUUUUCUACUAGAUUUUAUCAGAGAUGGGAUACAAGGUUGAUUUGGAAAAGGGCGGGGCUAAACUUGAUCGUGGAGAUGUAAAGCAGCCCUUGUUAAAACAUGUAAAACCGUACUGCAAUUAUAAGAGUUGUAAUGGCCGUAAGAAGAGUUAUGAUGUUCAGGGCAUCCAAGGAAGUGCUGCAGUUGCUAUUUUAUGUACUGCAAUUGUGGCAUUGGGGUCUAUCCAGUUUGGGUUCUGUAUUGGAUAUUCAUCACCAACACAAAGUGAGAUUAUAAGCAGUAUUGACCUAAGUCUUUCUGAGUUUUCUGUAUUUGGGUCGCUUUCAAAUGUUGGGGCAAUGGUAGGAGCCAUAGUCAGUGGACAAAUAGCUGAUACCAUUGGACGAAAAGGGGCCUUAAUGGUGGCUGCAGUACCCAAUAUUAUUGGAUGGAUUGCCAUCACCUUGGCACAGAAUGCUUCAUUACUCUAUUUGGGAAGACUGUUGACAGGAUUUGGAGUAGGAGUUAUCUCAUUCACAGUACCAAUCUAUAUUGCUGAAAUAGCUCCCAAACACUUGCGGGGAAGUCUUGGCACAGUAACACAGCUUUCUGUUUCAAUUGGCAUACUACUAGCGUAUCUUUUUGGACUUUUCCUUCACUGGAGGUCUUUGGCAAUUGCAGGCAUAGUGCCCAGUGCCCUAUUGAUUAUUGGGCUCUUUUUCAUCCCAGAAUCUCCUAGAUGGCUGGCAAAGAUUAAAAGUCCACUAUAUGAAGAUUCCUUGCAAUCCCUUCGUGGUUCUGAUGCUGAUAUAUCUUUUGAAGCAGUUGAAAUUAAGAGUGUUGUAGAGACUAACAAUCAACAAACCAGUGUCAAAUUGUCUGAACUACGUGAACGAAGAUAUGCACUCCCUCUGACUAUUGGCAUUGGGCUGCUUUUAUUACAGCAAUUGGGAGGAGUCAAUGGCAUUAUGUUUUACAGCAGCUCUAUUUUCAAGUCUGCUGGAAUUUCAUCGGGCAAUGCUGCAUCUGUUGGGCUUGCAUGUAUUCAGGUCAUCAUGACUGCAAUUACUGCAUGGUUAAUGGACAAAACUGGAAGACGGAUACUCCUAAUUGUCUCCUCUGGAGGAAUGACUAUAUGCCUUCUCCUUGUUGGUCUUGCCUUUUAUUUGAAGAACCAAAUCUCUGGAGACCCAGCUAUGCAAACAUUCUUCAGUGCUUUGGCAUUAACUAGCCUACUAGUCUACAUUAUCUCAUUUUCCAUUGGUAUUGGACCCAUUCCAUGGAUUAUUAUAUCUGAGAUUCUCCCUGUGAAUGUCAAGGGUCUUGGUGGCAGUGUAGCAACUUUGUCAAAUUGGUUGUCAUCUUGGAUUGUGACCAUGACAAUCAAUAUGCUUUUAGAGUGGAGCUCUGCAGGAACAUUUCUACUUUAUGCUUUUAUUAGUGCUUUGACACUAGUCUUUGUUGCAUUGCGUGUACCUGAGACCAAGGGUAGAACGUUGGAGGAAAUUGAAGCUUCAUUCAGAUAAGGUCAAGAUAGUAUUAUGUACCUCUUCAUUCACGAUCAUUUGCAACCCUUGGAGUUACUUAUGAAGACAAGAUCUCUUGAAUGUAGAAGAUAAAGUUUUAAUUCAGAAGUUAAUGUUUACUACCAGUACCACCUAUGGAUUGCUGUUGUAUAAUUAAGAUUGUAUAUUACAGAAGUAGAGAAAUCUGGCAUGCACUACUUCUCAAUCAUUUUGAGAUAUGAUAAUAUUUUCCUCCUCAAGUCAUUUGUAAUAUAAGAAAUUCCCUAAUUUCAGUGUGAUGUAAGACGAGUUUUAUAUCUUCAUUGUAUCAUGCCAUCUUGCCAACCAUCUUCCUUGAGCUUCAAAUUUUGACAAAGCUCAUUGUCAAAUAAUAAGAGAUAGAACAAAUAACUUUUGAAAUUGAUUUGUUUGAAUUAAUUCAAUUUCUUUAUGGUUCCAAGUCA